GGGAGCUAAAGCUUUUUUGAUACAAGUCAUGGAGCUCUUCCUGUAAGCGUCCUAGCUCUGCAUAGCCUUCCAUAAGAUUUUCCACAUACAAGCCCACAAGCCUUCAAGCUGAUCAGUAGGUUUCAGUCAGGUCUGUCGACUCAGCAUUUGAGGGAGGGAGCAAGAUAAACAAAAAUGGCCAGUGGACAGUUGUCGAGGGCAGAGGCGUUGGCAUGCUCAGGCUGCAGGCAUGCAUGCCACGUGAUGCUCUACUCUGACACGAAAACUCAGCUGUUUGGGAAGAUUCCCAUCAGACAUAUCAUACUGAUGCAGAUGCGUUUUGACGGUCUGCUGGGUUUCCCUGGCGGGCUUGUUAACCCAACGGAGGAGACCCUGGAGGCGGGCCUUAGCAGGGAAUUGUUGGAGGAGCUGGGCGUGGCUCUUCCUAUAUCGGUAGAAGAUCAUGUGGACUCUUGCCAUGCCCCUGCUUCAUCCCUCUCCUCCUCCUCCCGUCUUAUCACUCACUUCUAUGUGAAGAAGAUGGAAGAGGAGCAGAUUAGGGAGGUGGAGAGAGCAGCUGCAUCCACUGCAACAGAUCAUGGACAGGAGGUUCUGGGAAUGGUCAGAGUCCCGCUCUACACCACAAAAGGCGGGGGAGGCCUCGCGUCUUUCCUGUCGCACUCGUUCAUCGGCAAUGCUCGCUCCCAGCUGGUCGGCUCUCUGCUGCGCUUCAACCUGGUCGCACCCAAGGAGGUGCAAAAAGCCCUCACACACUCUCUGAAGAUAAACACACACACCUCAGAGGACCUGAAAGUGGUCUUUUCGCUGACAGAGGCGAAGAGGAAACGCCUUUGAAACAUACCUGCACGUGCAUCAGAACAUCCUCUCAAGCAUUCGGUUUGGCCAUCUGCAACAAUCCUUCGCUCACACACAUAAUCCUACACACACACUCUCUCUCAUACUGAUUCUGAGCUGGUGACUCAAAAUUGCCUGCUGUGUGUCAGAUUGGGGAAAACAUUAUCAACUCCUUUACCAUCAAUGGAAAUAAAAUCAUUCACACUGUCA
Xiphias gladius (swordfish) is the source of this 1044-nucleotide messenger RNA. RefSeq names its product U8 snoRNA-decapping enzyme. The record is from RefSeq and is a predicted model, not a curated record. Gene Ontology annotation, cellular component: nucleus. Gene Ontology annotation, molecular function: phosphodiesterase decapping endonuclease activity; snoRNA binding. Gene Ontology annotation, biological process: sno(s)RNA catabolic process; mRNA catabolic process. The coding region runs from base 175 to 834 and encodes 219 amino acids. NCBI's taxonomy places the organism in Eukaryota, Metazoa, Chordata, Actinopteri, Istiophoriformes, Xiphiidae. The transcript has 5 exons.